AUGAGAGCACGUUGCGUCACGUUGAAGAAGCGGCCAGCGACGUCGAAGAAAGCGGCCGGCGACGUCGAAGUGCCUCGGACUGUCCUCAGUGCCGUGCCCCGGACCGUGCUCAGUGCCGUGCCUCAGAGAGUCCACGCCGCGCCGACUCUCCGACAACAUGCACCGCUGCAGCAACCCUUCGCAAUCGCUCCAAACACACAGCCUGCACCGGCCCUCUUCCAAGACUCUUCAAACUUCCAAAGAUCUCCAAGCAACAGCCUCGAUACUGUCGCUCCCGUGGCUGCACGGCCAAGGCAGUUCUCCGCGCCCAAAUUAAACCGAGCCAAAGGCGACGAUGGAUAUGGAAUGCCUCCUAUUGACCAGUACAACCCCCAGACCAACACCAACCUUGCUGGACUUUCGCCUCCAGUACAUCCGACCUAUUUUACUUAUAACUCGCAGAACCAAGGACUGAGAAAGCAGUUCGCCGUGAACCAGGCUAAUUUCGAAGACAAGUCGCCGGUUCAGCUUCCACGAAACAAUUUUGAUCCUUUGCGAAACAGGCAAGCUCCUCAGAGUAUUCCGACUAUCCAGCCACAGCCACAACCGAAAUUUGGACGCCAAAGUGUUCCUCCCCAAACAACCCCUACGCCAGUGCAAAAUCAACGCGUCGAUUUCAACACCCAGCGGCAGUCAGCUCAGUUUGUUCACAAGGCCCCUCUGUCAGACCGCGAUCGCGAACUGCUCACGAGGCAGCCUGUUAGAACUUUUGAAAAUUUCGAAGCCUUAAAGAUUUCUCUGCAAAACAGUCCUCAGCAAAGACAGGUUCAGCGACCAGUUCAGAACUUUGAAGAGCCAAGAGCUAAUAGCUUCCAAGUCCGUUCUCAGCCAAAUGUGGCGUUUACUAGACCACCACAGGAGCAGUUUAACCGGAAUGCGGAAGUCCUUAGAAUCGUGAAGAAUGAAGCUCAAUCGAGACAGCCUUUCCUUGAAAGAACUCCGGAACCAUCGAGAAAUAGCAAUCUUGGCAAUGCUCGUUCAGAGCCUACCAGAAACUCUGAAGUCGAAAAAAGACCUAACAAUCUUCUGCGUAACGUUGAAGAGCCGAGAAACUUCAGACCUAGACAGCAGGAGAAUUCGUUCGCUCAGCAACGAGGCAGAAUCGAGUUCCCCACGGAGACAACGACAGCUAGCCGGUUCGUUCCUCGACGACCGGAACCGACUUCGACUACUCAGAGACCUGCGGAGGCUUGGUGGCAGAAGACUGACACUCCAUGGUGGUUGAGAAAUCCACAAAAUCCUUUCACGGCUGUCACAAAGAAGGCUUGGCAAGCGCCACCUCAAGCCUUCACAACUGAAGCGCCGGUUCCAAAAAAAAUAAGUUCGAGUUUUGAGCUCAGAAGCAGCGAAAACGACUUCAAGCCAAAGAGUUUGCCAGAAUUGAAAAUCAAAAAAAUAAUCAAGCAGCCUGUUCUUGAAAGCACCACGAGGGUCUGGACUACUUCGACUACGACGCAGAGACCAACAACGACUCAGCCAUUGAAACAAAGAAAUCCUGUAGAAAGUUCUCCAUUCAUUAAUUUCGACCGGAAGCAGUACAUCUACUACAAUGGGGACUUCUACGGACCUACGAUUCCUGGUAUUCGUAUCAACUCGACCAACGGUCAAGUCAUUGAUGAGUCACACGGACAAGAAGACGUGGCCGCCGCUUUCCGAAGCUUCCAGACGCAGCUCCAAGGAUUCCGAGCAAACGUCGAUCGUUUUGUCAGCGCUGCGAAGACUUCGAAAACAACAUCGCCAGAAGUCCCGUCUGACAAGACAGAGAACCUGAAAAAGGCAUCUGUGCAGACUCCGAAAGUACGAACGCCCAACAUUCAUCCGAGUAAGCUUUCUGAACUUGAUGAGCGUGCUUUCCGGCAUCAACUCAAACACACCUCGCUUUUGCUCUCAAAUAACAGUCGUCGUCCAGAAAGCAGAUCUAACUCCCACGUUAUCUCUAAUAACCCUUCGCAACAUGGUGUUUCUAACUAUUUUAACCAGAACAAAUCGAUUUUGGCCUCAAGCACCAGCAUUGCAGGAAUCUCUGACGAAGAAGAGGAAGAAGAGUUGACCAGCGAGGAGUUUGAGCAACCUUCCCAAGGCCGUCGGACAUUCGGAGCCGUGGCUUCUGGAGUUCCUCUUCACACGGCCACGCAUCGUGUCGAGAACUACAACUCGCCGAAUCCACCACUCCGUGAAGCCGCUGCUGGACCUAUCCUUGGUAAGAAGCACCUGGAAGUCCUGCCAAUCGCUGGUCUCGACGCCAUCUCGGCUGCUCACCCACCAGCACCAGAACUGCAGACGACGCUCGUCCCCCGUAUUCCGACUCAGAGCCGCUCUUUGCUCUCCGUCAUCUCACCACCUGUCCAUCACAAUCCAAAUCGAAUUAUCACAGGCUUUGUUCCCUCUUCUUCCACUACCUCCACUACUGGAGCACCUAGUAGCACAACUCCUGCAACCACUACAAGCACUAGUAUCUAUCGCACUAGCACGACUGCAGAAGACGUUCUCGAAGAAGAAAAUGAGACGACAGUCGUCAACGAGGUCGAGAGCAUGCCUGAAGACGAUUUCUCAAGGGAGCAGGUCAUCAAGGACGUUGAAGAGUCGGAGGCCAGUCAGAAGGUCUUGUUCGGCACAGCCCCGCAUGCAUCCACACCAAAUUCUGAGUUUGCGGAAGAAAUCAAUGGCUCUGGCUCUGAACUCGAGCGUGAAGAAGAGAAAGAAGAAACGUCAAAUAUCGUGCCUGCUCUCCCUCCCUCAGACCCUAUCAAUGAGUAUAAGAGAAUCAACAUUCAACCGAUCCCUAAUAGAGAGGAGGAGCCAUCGGAAACAGAAGACAGCGUAACAGCAGAAGUUACCGAAGAGAAAAAGGUUUCUGAGUUCUCGAAUGUAAGCAGCGAAGAGCAUGAAGAUCCAAAAGCCAGCACGAUCGAGCAUGUAUUCCCCUCAAGCACAUCCACAGAACCUAGCACUCAGCCAAGCACGACGGCUGAAGCCACAACAGUCUCCACAAAGGCCAUUCCCACGGAGCCGUCCAGAUUCGCGUUCUCAAGCGAUGAAGACGAGAACACCGAACUGAUUGACGUGGUUCCAGAACACAGUCACGUCUCCAGCUCUCACACUUUUGAAGUGGAGAAGCCAUCGCACAUUGUUCAAACCUCCGAACUUGACGAAAACUUCAAAUCAGUGGAAGACGUCUCGAAGAACGCCAUCGGUCGAGCUCCUGAGCCUGUCGAUGUCAACAGUUUUGGUGAGUUGAAAUUUCAAAGAUUUUAAUAGAGUAUCCAUUUUCAGCCAUGCCUCCACGAGUAUCUCCUCCAUCCACUCUGGGCACCACUCCAAGCACAGCUGCUCCAAAAACGACCACUUCGGAGAAUCUCGUCGUUCCCGCUGUCACCUCGAGCUUUGUGAGUUUUAAAAUAAAAACUUUGAAAAAAAAAUUUGGAAAAAGUUGGUUUUUUUCGGAAAUUCUUUUGAGAAAUCAAAACUGAAAUGAUUCUUGACAAACAGCAAUCUUCUGAUCUUCAAGCAUAAUUCUCUGCAGGAGCCCAAGUUUGACGGCAGAAUCGUGUGCGCGAUGCCUCCAGACGCUGGAACCUGCUCCAACUACGUCCAACGCUGGUUCUUCAACUCUCAAACCGGCCAAUGUGAACAGUUCUCCUUCGGCUCUUGCGGCGGAAACCCCAACAACUUCCCGGAUAGGAACAUUUGCGAGCGCAAGUGCAUCCCACGUAAGAUCUCCAGACUGAGUUGAAUGAAAAACUGACGUCUUCAGACCACGUCAUUCUCUCCCAGGUUCCCGAUCGUUGCGCAAUCGACAAGGACGCCGGCUUCGGCAAGGGAUACAACGUCAAAUGGUUUGUUAGAUGAAUCGAUAGAGAUAAUGACCGCUUUUCAAGGUAUUUCAACAUGAAGAACCUGCGAUGCGAGCAGUUCGUCUUCGAAGGCCUCGGAGGCAACGCCAACCAGUUCGAGACUCUCAGCGAAUGCGAGCGUCUUUGCACUCGUCAGUUUAUUUUCGAUCAAAUAAAGACUGAAAAUACAAUGCUUCUUUUCACGUUAAACUUGAUUAUACUCCAAGAACUCAGAAUAUUUCAGCAUCCAGCCCAAAUAACCAGAAAACUCAGCCAACCACAACCACUGCUGAACCAAUCGAAAGCGAGGAAGAGGAUGAUUAUUCGGUUUGCACUAUAUUUAAAAUAUUCGUAGGAAUUUUCUUUUAAUUUUGCGUUGGCGUCAAAAAGCAGUUGCAUCGGACAUUUUGGAAGAGCAUUUCUAGAAAGAAAAAAAAACCGCGUAAAGGUCUCAUAAAUAUAACUAUCCCUACAGUUGGAAAGAACAAAGUGAAGGAAGUCAGGUAUUCAAUCAAUGAAUCAAAUUUCAGAAAGAAAAAAAAAACAUUACGCGCCCAAUUUUAAUCAAAGUUUUGAUUGCAGUUGGAGAGACUCGGAGUUGAAUCUCCGGAGAAUGGAGUCGCUCCUCUGUCGAGCAUCCAUCGCGCCAUCGUUGCCAACAUCGAUCAAGGAAUCGAACUGCCGCCUCUGCUAAUCCCUUCGGAAGCCACUUCGACAGCUUCUCCAUCCACGACUACCACCGCCGCCACGACCACUCGUCCAGUUCCUCCAGCCGUCACGACGACGUCGUCUGCUCCGACCACGGCAGCUCCGACCACGGCUGCUGCGACGACAACCGCCGCUGCUCCUCAGCCAACGACUCCAGAACUACUGUUGGCGCCACUCGCGCCGACUCCUGACAACCUUCCAGUUCUGCCUCCACUCCUUGCGCCGACCCCUGACAGCCUUCCAGUCUUGCCUCCAGCUCCAGAGCCGCGACCUCCCGCCGCCCAGGCUUCUAAAACGAUCACUGAAGAGCAGAUCCGCAAGGAGUCCAAGAGCUAUCCUGCCGAGUCGGUUGUCGGACGCGAAAAGUUCCCAACUGCCAACGAUGGUCAGCCUAUCGUUGGAAUGAGCCCCAAGGAAACCGUCAACUAUCAGACCGGAGAGGUUAGUGAUAUCAUCUUAUUGAUCGGUAUAGGAACACAGAAGUUGAUGGAAAUGACAUUAAAAAAUGUGUUUCCUGGGAAGAAAAGAAGUGAAAAAGAAAAGGAAAAAUUUAUUAUUUUUUCAUAAUCAUUUUUACAGGUGAAUCACAGAGCGAGUGGAAUCCGAACGUUCCCUGCUGACGAAGGCAAGGCCAUCAACAUCGGUAUUCAUCAUCUGUAGUUCACAUUCAUCAUUCCCUCAUUCAGACGCUGAUUUGCGCAAAAAAGAAUCAUCCAACAUGCCGGCCUGCGCCAACGGUCGACAAGAAAUCCGGUACGCUGACGGCCGACCAGUCAUGUGUCUUCCUGGAAAGAAUCAGGUAUUUUCCAAGGUUCUUCUGCAUCGAAAGACCUUUCUGCAGUGCCCCGACGGCUCUUCGUGUUACUUCAACGGAAUCGACUUCACUUGCUGUCCUAACGAGGAAGAUCCUUACGACAAGCACGCGUUUGGCGGCUACGACGGCGAGGAGGCCAAGCAGGGCUACAAGGUCUUCGGACCGCUCAGAAUCCGUCGCCUGAUGGACGAAGUGCCGUUGAGACAGCGUCGAAACGCCGAAUUCAGCCUGGAUUCCGUCGUUGCUCCACUCAGAUUCGAUGGUAAUUUUUUUUAAUGUCUUCCAACCUAUCCUUUAAAGUUUCCGAUUUUUAAAAGCGUUUGAAAAUCUAGAAGCAAAUAUAAGCUCAAUUUCACACUUAGUGAUACUCUCAAAGGGAAUAUCUUCAUAAUUCUGAUUUUUGGUUUUUAAAAAUUACCAUCAAGCUUCGUUGAAUCGAAAACGCUGUAUCUUAAGCUUGGAAAAGGCAGAGACAGUAUUUUUAUGAAGAAAAUAAAAAGACAGCUAAAUACUUUUCAACACUCAAAUGUGAUUCCAGAAAAGGUAAAUGGGUUGACUGGAAGCUUUUUUUCAGCUGAGAAGCCGCACACCGUUUCGCGAGCCCAACGGAUGCGAUCCCAGCCCGAGCCGCGACACAACGCCAACUCUCUCUGUCUCCAGCCUCUGGUUCGCGGCUCGUGCCAGGAGACCCACGUCCGCUACUACUACGACAUGAGCUCCGACUCGUGUCGUCUCUUCGAGUACUCUGGCUGCGACGGAAACGCCAACAACUUCGGCUCGCUUCAGGACUGCCAGCGCCUCUGCAUCCUUGACAUUCAAAGUCAGAUUUUUCCUUUUUCCCCAUCAAACUUUUUUUCAAGAGAUCGGAGGAAGUGUGCCUACAAUCGCGUCGACGACGGAGACGCCUGCUGAGCCGGAAGAAACUCUGGCGCCGGGACAGUGUCCUGGAGGAAGAGCCCCACUCGGCGGAUCUUCUCCAGUUCUCUGCGGAAACACGACCGACUCGAUCGGCUGCCCCUCGUCCUACUACUGCCGACGUGGACCUCCUGAUGUCUGCUGCCCUGGAGUCGAUCCCAAGCUAGGUUAGAGCAUUUUCGAGACUUUUAAGAUGACUUUCGAUGUUCAGAGAAGCCAGAAGACAUUGUGACCGAUGCCAACCGAGGAACUGUCACCAGCGAGUCAAACCUCCCUCGUGGAUUCAACCGGAAAGUCUUCCUGUCGACUCCGAAGUCAGUUUGGUAUUUUCUAAAUUAAACCAAAAGAGAACGGCUUUUAAUUUGGAUUAAUGUUCAGGUACAUGUGCCCCGACGCCGCUGAUCCUCUGAUGAUGGAGAACAACGAACCUCUUCCCUGCGGAUCAGGCUUCGACGGUCUGAAAAUGUGUCCGAAGGGAUACUACUGCGCCAUUGACGUUGAAAAGAGCUGUUCGUUUGAAUUCUAUAUACCCUAAAAUGGAUGAUUUCCUUCAGCUCGGCUCUGCUGUCCGAUGUUCGGAGACGCUCAAAGAAUCGCCUCUGAAGAAAUCUUUGCCCACAGACUUUCUCUUUCUGACUCAACGACGACCACCACCACUUCUCGUUAGUUUACAACUUUUAAUAUUGGAAAAAAAGGGGUUUAGCUUUCGAAGCCAGCGAGAUGGAAGAGGACGAAGACGAAGAGGAGGAGGAAGGGCCUUUGGCUCACCUCCAAAUGAAGCCAAUGAGUCCGCAGAGAGAUCAACUCCAGAAGCUCGCUGAAACUUCACCAGCGGCGCCUGAAGUUGAAGCAGAGAACGUUUCCAUCGACCUGGGUGGUGCCAAAGAGACGCCGUCAGAAGAAGUGACGACGACGACCCAGAAGGCAGUUCUGGACAAGUCCAUCUGCCAGAUCAAGCCAUCUGAAGGUAAGACCUUGUCGAAAAUAAGUUUUAACGAGGAAAUGUUACAGGCCGCGUGUGCCGUGACGAUGAGAAGCCGUCGCGGACCAACCUACAGUACUUCUAUUCGCCGCGAGACCGCCGCUGCAAGCUAUUCUUCUUCCGCGGCUGUGGCGGCAAUGAGAACCGCUUCGAGAAGAAGUCCGACUGCGAAGCUCUCUGCCUUGUCUGA
Caenorhabditis auriculariae is the source of this 7481-nucleotide messenger RNA. The record is from the annotation of a GenBank genome assembly. Lineage: Eukaryota; Metazoa; Nematoda; Chromadorea; Rhabditida; Rhabditidae.